GUGAGAUCGCGCAAGCUUGCUCAUCUGCACAACGCACCCAAGAGGCGAGCCUGACUUGCUCGAUCAGGCGUAAGCCUCCAUGCUCACGAUCACGUGCACACAGCCGAGACUGGUCGUGGUCUCAAAGCUCAAGCCGCCCAGCGAUAUCUUAGCAUUACACGAAAAGACGUCACAUCUCCAUUUCGGCGAGAACUACGUCCAGGAACUCGUCGACAAGGCCAGCAUAUUGCCUGCGAGCAUCCGUUGGCGAUUCAUCGGAUCACUACAGAGCAACAAGUGCAAGGUCCUCGCUGCAAUACCCAAUCUCGCUGCCGUGGAAACGCUCGACAGCGUCAAGAAGGCUGAUCUCUUCGAACGAGCCUUGUCAGGAGAGAGCGACGAUCGCAAGCUUGCAGUCUAUCUGCAAGUCAACACGUCCGGUGAGGAAAGCAAGUCGGGUUUGCCAAUUCUGGCCGACAGGAAUGCCGACGGCGAGCUCGCCCAUCUCGCCCUGCAUGUCCUCGACCACUGUCCUCAUCUCGAGCUUCAGGGAUUGAUGACCAUUGGUGCAUACGACAAUUCCAACGCGCCGCCCGGCAGCCCAGAGAAUGCCGACUUUCGCUCUCUGCGCGAAUGUCGUGAUGCUUUGAAGGAGAAGCUAGGCGACAGGCUCCCGUCGCUCGAGCUGUCGAUGGGCAUGUCUAGCGAUUUUGCAGAUGCUAUUCGAAGCGGCUCUGAUAACAUCCGCGUUGGCUCCAAGCUGAUGGGGUCCAGGCCAUCAAAGGCAGAAGCAAAGGAAGCCAGAGAGCAGCAAAAAGUCUCAGCCUAGCCAGAGUUGUGACCAGCGAUGCAACCGUCGCCAGCUCUCAGCAGUGGAGUCGGCAGCCGCAAACGCCGCUCGGAUGGCCAUGGGCCUCGCCGCGGUCUGAAAUGCGCGGCCUCCUGCGUUCCCUGACGGUGAUCUUCGCCGACCGAUCACAGGUGCCCCCACGCCGAAUGCGACCCUUGUCCGAAAUAGCACGGCCUCUUCCUCGGGUGGACAUGGGCAAACCACUCGCCCGUUUGCACUAGCAAGCAUAGACAGUGGCAACAAUCA
Mixia osmundae IAM 14324 is the source of this 1075-nucleotide messenger RNA. RefSeq lists its product as uncharacterized. Lineage: Eukaryota; Fungi; Basidiomycota; Mixiomycetes; Mixiales; Mixiaceae. Gene Ontology annotation, cellular component: intracellular anatomical structure. The transcript has 3 exons. The record is from RefSeq and is a predicted model, not a curated record. Bases 80 to 808 code for a protein of 242 amino acids. Gene Ontology annotation, molecular function: pyridoxal phosphate binding.